This is a messenger RNA of Eriocheir sinensis (Chinese mitten crab), 2601 nucleotides long. RefSeq names its product SET and MYND domain-containing protein 4-like. Lineage: Eukaryota; Metazoa; Arthropoda; Malacostraca; Decapoda; Varunidae. The transcript has 14 exons. Gene Ontology annotation, molecular function: protein binding. The record is from RefSeq and is a predicted model, not a curated record. Bases 278 to 2359 code for a protein of 693 amino acids.
GUGAGGGCAGAGGAGAGCACUUGGCCCACACGCAGCACACUGUUAACUACACCUGAUGAGCCGCAUAACGACACUACGAGCAGGGAGUGGCGUUAUAGUGGCGUUUUAUCACCUGUCUUCGCUCAGGUACUCAUCACACGUGGAUCCGCUUUUAGGAGCAGCAGACUACCACCACCACCACCACCACCAUCUCGCCUCCUCAUGGUCCAGUGGCUGCUGCAGGGGACGGGAGGGGCCGAGCAGUCUCCCGCGCUGCAGAACCUGACUGACCCGCGCCAUGGCUGGAGGCUCCGAGAUGCUGCGGAACGGGGCUGACAGCAGGGAGGCGGAGCUCGAGACGUACCUUCAUGAUCUGUGCUCUGAGGUGACGCUGUGGAGCAAGAAGGAGGGAUUCUUCAGCCACUAUGUUGAGCAGAUCGACGAGCAAGUAUCCGAAGACUUCCUGGCAAAGUUCGGCAAGCUGAAGACCGAUGAGGCGCGCUUCCGCAAGAUGUGGGAGAUCAAGCCUAUCCACACACUCAAGGUGCAGAGCUUCUACAAGGAAAAGAGCCGCCAGGUCUCGGAGGAGCGGCGCGCUGACGGCAACAAGGCUUUCCAGAACAAGAAGUACCAGCAGGCCCUCAUCCUGUACUCCCAGGCGGUGAUGCGCGCGCCGUACGACGAAGGGGACAGCUACGCCCUUGCCCUGGCCAACCGAUCCGCCGUGCUGCACCACCUCGGAGACCACCGCCGCUGCCUCACUGACAUCGAUCUGGCGUUCAGGGCUGACUACCCGCCCGCCCUGGCCUACAAGGUUUUGGAUCGUCGUGGGCAAUGUUACCUCAAGCUUCGUCAGUACAGGGCGGCCGAGGAGGCGUUCACAGCGGCAGCCAAAGCCCUCUCCGCCUCAGACCUCGCCGAUAAGAAGCUCGUGACGUGGCAGAAAGACCUCGCCAAGAAGAUCGACUUGUCUCAGACGCAGAAAGAGGAUGAGGCGGAGGAGUCGUGUCCCUCGCAGAGUAGCAGCGCGGCCAGUCUGUUCGGGGGCGCCAGUGCCGUGCUGCCCAACGCCUCCGCCGCCGUCUCCCUCCACGUGUCCAAGGACGAAGGCCGGUUCGCAGUGGUGAACAGGAAGGUGCCGGCGGGGAAGGUCCUGAUGGCGGAGCGGCCCUACUCCUCUGUGCUCAUGGACGACAAGAGCGGCUUCAACUGCACCCAUUGCUACGCCAGAUUGGUGGCGCCCGUGCCCUGCCGCUGGUGCUCCGGGGUCGCCUUCUGCAGCCCCAAGUGUCGCGACGUGGCCCUGGCGUCCUACCACCGCUGGGAGUGCCGCUUCCUGGACCUCCUAAAGGGCUCCGGGGUCUCCAUCAACGUGCACCUCGCCCUCAGAGUCGCCACGCAGCACGGCCUCCACUUCUUCAAAAAGCUCCGGGAUAGGUUGGGUCAGCCUCCCGUCCUGCCCUCAGCCUCCUCGCCACACCACCCUGAAGACUACCUCAGUUUCUACCACCUGGCGGGGCUGGAGGAGAUGAGGUCCGCCAAGGACUUCUUCCACAGGACCCUCAUCGCCGUCUUCCUCCUCAAGAUCCUGCAGCGGGCGCACUUCUUCGGGAAAUGGGACGAUGAAGGCCCUCCGGACAAAGGACUGACGGAGGAUGAGGCGUUGGUCGGCGGUCUCCUUCUGCGACACCUCCAGGUCUCGCAGUUCAACGCGCACGAGCUCAGCGGGAUGGGCUUCGCGGACGGUGACAACAACUACAAGGUGACGAAGAGCGUGUUCCUGGGUCUCGCGGUCUACCCAACGAUCGCCUUCUGCAACCACUCCUGUUUUCCCGCCGUCGCCAGGUACUUCGAGGGUGACAGGAUGGUGAUAGUGACCCUCCGCCCUCUCAACCCCGGGGACGCGAUUGCCGAGAACUACGGUCCGAUUUUCACCCACCACCGAAAGCAGGAGAGGCAACGCAAGCUUCUCUCACGCUACUGGUUCAGAUGCCGGUGUGAGGCGUGCGAGGGUGACUGGCCAGUGUACGACCUCAUGCCGGACCGGAGAACGCUACGCUGCCAGACCUGCACCUCGCCGCUCCCCUUCAGGAUGGAAAACAAGUCCCACGUCAAGUGUUCGGAGUGCGGGGCCUCGUGCAACGCCGUGGAGACCUACAAAGCCGUGGACAAGGCCAACAAAUUAUAUGCGUCGGGACUGGUGCACAUGGACGAGGGGCGGCGGGAGGAGGCCAUCAAGGAUUUCCGGAUGUUCGUGGACGCGGUGUGCUUGCUCGUGGCGCCGCCCUACAAGGAACUCCACCUGGCCAUGCAGUCUCUUCGGCUUCUGGUGGCGGCCGGCGGAACUAUCCAUACCCCGCUCCCACCCAAAGCCAAGUAGCCUCCUGCCGGUGCUCCUGUAGAAGUAGUAGUAGUCGUAGUAACCGUAGUAGUAGUAGAGGUAGUGGAUGUAAAAGGCUCGUAACUAUGUGUAUUCGCCAUGUGUUAAGGGGAAUUAUAGUACAUAAGUGAAAAUGUCUAUCUAUCUAUCUAUCUAUUAUUAUUUCGUUUAUUACUUCCCCUAUAGCGUACGUGGCAUAUAUGUUGAUAUUUGGGUAUUAAAUGUUCAGUCUGUGAUGAUCA